Lichtheimia ornata is the source of this 582-nucleotide messenger RNA. RefSeq names its product GTP-binding protein rhoA. The record is from RefSeq and is a predicted model, not a curated record. Gene Ontology annotation, molecular function: GTP binding; GTPase activity. Gene Ontology annotation, biological process: small GTPase-mediated signal transduction. NCBI's taxonomy places the organism in Eukaryota, Fungi, Mucoromycota, Mucoromycetes, Mucorales, Lichtheimiaceae. Bases 1 to 582 code for a protein of 193 amino acids. The transcript has 5 exons.
AUGUCCGAAAUCAGAAGGAAGCUUGUCAUUGUUGGCGAUGGUGCCUGUGGCAAAACCUGUCUGUUGAUCGUCUUCUCCAAGGGCACUUUCCCUGAGUUUUAUGUCCCCACCGUCUUUGAGAACUACGUCGCUGAUGUUGAGGUGGACGGCAAACAUGUUGAGUUGGCUUUGUGGGAUACUGCUGGCCAAGAGGAUUACGAUCGUCUUCGUCCCUUGUCUUAUCCCGAUUCUCAUGUUAUCUUGAUUUGCUUUGCUGUUGAUUCGCCUGAUUCUUUGGAAAACGUCCAAGAAAAGUGGAUCUCAGAAGUAGUCCAUUUCUGCCAAGGCUUGCCCAUCUUGCUUGUCGGAUGUAAGAAGGAUUUGCGAAAUGAUCCUGCGACAAUUGAGGAGCUCAGAAAGAACUCCCAGCGCCCCGUCUCAUUUGAAGAGGGUGCUAGUGUGUCCCAACGUAUCAAUGCCUACAAAUAUCUCGAGUGCUCCGCAAAGAGUGGUGAAGGUGUUCGUGAAGUAUUUGAGCAUGCCACUAGAGCCGCUCUCAUGGUCAACCGAAAGAAGAAAUCCAAGCUUUGCGUUGUUCUGUAG